Olea europaea var. sylvestris is the source of this 980-nucleotide messenger RNA. RefSeq names its product NAC domain-containing protein 104-like. Lineage: Eukaryota; Viridiplantae; Streptophyta; Magnoliopsida; Lamiales; Oleaceae. Bases 252 to 833 code for a protein of 193 amino acids. The record is from RefSeq and is a predicted model, not a curated record. Gene Ontology annotation, biological process: system development; regulation of DNA-templated transcription. The transcript is spliced from 3 exons. Gene Ontology annotation, molecular function: DNA binding.
CUGCCGUCUGUGAGAGCUGCAUCCACACUUUUAAAUGCCAAAAACGCCAAAACUAGAAGAGCAUGUUUCAAUCUUGAUGGUGGUGUUGAUCGAAAAAAACCCAUCCUUGUUUCUCACGUCAAUCCCUUUCUCUCUCCUCUUUUUCGUACCUAUAAAUAUAUCAGUCUCUACCAGUAUAGUCUCGUCAUCAUUCUUCUUCACAGUAUUCCUAAGUAUACAUAUUCUUCUUCAUUUUGGUAGGUUGAUCACUAAUGGGGGAUAACAAUAUGAAUCUGCCACCAGGUUUUCGAUUCUAUCCAACUGAUGAAGAGCUUGUGGUUCAUUUCCUCCAUCGAAAAGCAGAACUCUUGCCUUGCCAUCCUGAUGUCUUUCCGGAUCUUGACCUUUAUCCCUAUGAUCCAUGGGAUUUAGAGGGUAAAGCAAUGAAAGAAGGCAACAAAUGGUACUUUUAUAGCAGAAGGACACAGAGUAGAAUUGGUGGGAGUGGAUAUUGGCAAGCUGUAGGAAUUGAUGAACCAAUUUACAGCUCUAGUACUGCUAACAAAAAGGUUGGGAUGAAGAAAUAUUAUGCAUUCUACAAUAGCGAAGGUGUCAAAACUAAUUGGAUGAUGCAGGAAUAUGGGAUUUCAAACUCUUCUUCUAGUAGGAGAUCAUCAAGAAGAAGAAAUUCCAGAAUAGAUUACAGUAACUGGGUGGUGUGUCGAGUGUAUGAGCGUAGUGGGGACGAUGACGAUGAUGAUGACGACGACGAUGAAGACGGGCAGGAACUUUCAUGCUUGGAUGAAGUUUUCUUGUCGCUUGACGAUCUUGAUGAAAUUAGUUUGCCAAAUUAGAUCCAAAAAUUAAAUUUCGGAAUCUAAUGCCCCGCUUUUGUAGAAUUUUCACAAAAUGUUGUAGCAUAUUAAUUCAAUAUAUUUAUGAUGGGAAUCUGUACUUUGGACGAUAAAUAUGUAAUAUGAUCUUUUAAAUAUUUAUGCUUA